AUGGUGGCCCUCAAAAGAUCAAGCGAGACCCAGGUCAACGGAACCAAACGUGCCUCGUCCGAAGGCCCAAUUGACGCCAAGAGGGCAAAGACGUCGCACUCUUUCCAGGCAUUGAGAGCCUCGAGACUGAAGACAAUCAACACGAUUCCUGCCCCUAAAACUGAUUUGCUCGAUGUCUUUGUGUGGGGUUCUGGAUCUAUGUGCGAGCUGGGUCUUGGACCAGCUGCCAGCACCAAAGAGGUCAAGAGACCGAGACUGAACCCUUUGUUGAAGAAAGAAGAUGUGGGGAUUGUUGAUUUUGCCGUGGGGGGAAUGCACACUCUUGCCCUGGAUCACAAGAAUCAGGUCUGGUCGUGGGGAGGAAACGACUCGGGCGUUUUGGGAAGAGAUACCGCCAAGUCUGGCGCCGAGCAGCUCAGAGAUGCCGACGCCGACAGUGAAGACGAAGACGGUGAUUUGAAUCCUUUGGAGUCGACACCCGCUAUUGUCGAAGGUUUGCCAAAGGACAAAAAAAUUGUGCAGCUAGCAGCUACCGACAACCUGUCUGCUGUCUUGUACGAGACAGGCGAAGUUUACGCUUGGGGAACAUUUAGAUGCAAUGAGGGGAUUCUUGGGUUCAACCAAGACGUCAAGAUCCAACGAAGUCCGGUGAAAAUUCCUGAUUUCGAGAAUAUUGUCCAGUUGGCUGCCGGAAAAGAUCAUUUGUUGGGUCUUGACACGAAGGGAGUUGUAUAUGCAUGGGGUAACGGACAACAGUACCAACUGGGAAGAAAAAUUCUGGAGAGAACUAGAAUGACAUCUCUGGAGCCACGCUCUUUUGGACUGAAAAAUGUCAAAGCCAUUGGCUCAGGAGAAUUCCAUUCCUUUGCCAUAACCACUGAUGGCAAGGUGUUGAGCUGGGGACUGAACCAGUACGGCCAGUGUGGCAUCCACGUUGACAUCGAGGACGGGGCUGUUGUUUCGAAACCGACCGAGAUCGAAGAGCUCACCGGUAAGGACAUUGUGUAUGUGACAGGAGGCGAGCAUCAUUCGUUGGCCCUGUCGGCUUCAGGUGACGUUUACACUUUUGGUCGAUUCGACAUGAAAGAGAUUGGUAUUGAGAAGGAGAAACUCCCGAAAGAUGGUGUUAUCACCGACGAACACGGCAACGUGAGAUCUCUGCCUGUUGCCACGAAACUUACCACUCUGCCUAAAUGUAAGGCUGUUGCUGCCGGCUCUCAUCACUCGGUUGCUGUCACGGAGGACGGUAUUGCCUUCUCGUGGGGAUUCGCAGACACCUAUGCACUUGGACUUGGAAACCUGGACGAGGACGUUGCCAAGCCUACCAGAAUCAACAACACCGCCACCAGAGACCACAACAUCGUGCUAGUGGGUUGUGGCGGACAGUUCAGUGUCAGCGCCGGCAUAAAGCUCUCAGAAGAGGAGGCCAAAAAGAGAGCAGAAAAAAUAGAGGAGUUCGAGAAGUCUUUAGAAUAG
This is a messenger RNA of Ogataea angusta, 1476 nucleotides long. RefSeq lists its product as uncharacterized. NCBI's taxonomy places the organism in Eukaryota, Fungi, Ascomycota, Pichiomycetes, Pichiales, Pichiaceae. Gene Ontology annotation, cellular component: cytoplasm. Gene Ontology annotation, molecular function: guanyl-nucleotide exchange factor activity. The transcript has a single exon. The coding region runs from base 1 to 1476 and encodes 491 amino acids. The record is from RefSeq and is a predicted model, not a curated record.